Molecule: messenger RNA, 180 nt
Organism: Gaeumannomyces tritici R3-111a-1
Lineage: Eukaryota; Fungi; Ascomycota; Sordariomycetes; Magnaporthales; Magnaporthaceae
Exons: 2
Coding region: 1-180 (59 amino acids)
Source: RefSeq, a predicted model, not a curated record
AUGGCGAACAGCAGCGGCGUCGAGAACUGCUUCUCUCCCCCUGUCGCCGCCUUCUUCCUCAAGGGGCUGACGCAAGCCCCUCGCAGUCCUAUCUCGCACAAGCUGCAAGUGCCAAGGACAAAUGUCUCUUUUAACUCGGGCCACUACAAAGCUAAGAACAACAAAGCUACAGAUGUCUAG